Molecule: messenger RNA, 2551 nt
Organism: Cajanus cajan (pigeon pea)
Lineage: Eukaryota; Viridiplantae; Streptophyta; Magnoliopsida; Fabales; Fabaceae
Gene: BES1
Product: Brassinosteroid signaling positive regulator (BZR1) family protein
Biological process (GO): brassinosteroid mediated signaling pathway; DNA-templated transcription
Molecular function (GO): DNA-binding transcription factor activity
Source: RefSeq, a predicted model, not a curated record
CCACCGUCUUCGCUGCGCCUCCCCGCACCCCAUCAUUCCCCCGCCUGAAACUCGCUUUAUGAGAUUCUUCGUUCCUCUACGCAUCCAGCGAAGACAAUCGGAGGAAGCGCAAAAUCCUCGUGAGUCGUGAACCCGUUACUCUCUAGUCUCUGCCCCUGGUUUAUAUCCCCCGCCACGCGCCUCCCACGCGCUGGUCACCAUUGCCGGAAAAUGGCCUCCGACGGAGCAACUUCGGCGGCGACGAGCCGGAGAAAGCCGUCGUGGAGAGAGAGGGAGAACAACAGAAGGAGAGAGAGAAGAAGAAGAGCGAUAGCGGCCAAAAUAUACUCCGGACUUCGAGCUCAGGGAAACUAUAACUUGCCGAAGCACUGUGACAACAACGAAGUUCUCAAAGCUCUCUGUGCAGAAGCUGGUUGGUGCGUCGAAGAAGACGGCACUACCUAUCGCAAGGGUUGCAAGCCACCUCUGGCCAAUGGUGCAGGGAGCUCCAUGAGAAGCAUUCCCUUUUCUUCUUCACAAAAUCCAAGUCCUCUUUCUUCGUCAUUUCCCAGCCCAAUUCCUUCAUACCAAGUGAGCCCUUCCUCCUCCACUUUCCCGAGCCCAUUUCGUUUAGACGGGGAUAAGGACAAUGUUUCAAAUCUCAUUCCAUACAUUCGCAAUGCAUCCCUGUCUCUUCCUCCUCUAAGGAUAUCAAACAGUGCCCCUGUGACACCGCCUCUUUCGUCACCAACUUCUAGAAAUCCGAAACCAAUUCCUACAUGGGAGUCCAUUGCCAAAGAAUCCAUGGCCUCCUUCAAUUACCCUUUCUUUGCAGCUUCUGCCCCUGCUAGCCCCACACACCGGCAGCUUUACACCCCAGCCACUAUUCCAGAAUGUGACGAGUCAGACACUUCCACCGGUGAGUCUAGCCAGUGGAUGAAAUUCCAAGCAUUUGCCCCUUCUGCAUCUGUACUGCCAACUUCUCCAACCUUUAAUCUUGUUAAACCCAUGGUUCCGCACAAUGUGCCUGAUAACUCAAUCCAAGAGAUGAGAACGAGUUCAGAAGAGUUUGGGGUACAGGUAAAACCUUGGGUUGGUGAAAAAAUUCAUGAAGUGGCAUUGGAUGAUUUGGAGCUCACACUUGGAAGUGGGAAGGUGCGAAGUUAGGCUGCUAGCAGAAUUACCUCAUCAGGCAUAGCUGCUUAAGUGUUAGGUGCUGUGGUGAUUUGAAAUAGAAGUUUCUGGUUUGGUCAAGUUUAUUGUCUGUCAAAAAGCUCACAAGACCAGCCUAUUUAUCAAUGUCAUACAUUUAAAUUUUAUUGUCCAUCUUUAUGUUCUUGUUCUUUGUAUCAAAUAGUUUGUAUGUGAUUUUGAUUUUUACCAACAGAUUUUGUAGUGGAAGUGAACAAUUGUCUCUUUUGUCUCUACCAUAUUGACCCCUUGAUCACUAAAUGAGCCCAAAGUGGCAUGAAUUGUGAUAUUUAAUAUGGAAUUAUGUUACUAGCUUACUCUGAUGACACCAUGUGGCACUUUGGGGUGUUGUUCCCUGGUUGUGUAUAAUAUGCGAUGAGUUGUGCAGGUGAGGGGGAGCUUUUUCGGAAAGAAAUGCAAUGUUCCCCCCUUAAGGUGCCUUGGGGGUUGCUGUUAUGUGUUCCUUCUGGUUUGGCAAUUGGCUGUUUUCUUUUUGUAUUCUUGGGCGAUUCAUUUGUUCCUGGGAAUUUCAGUAAUGACUUGUUACUUUUUAACUUAUUUUAUUUUCAGUAUAAUUCGUGGUUGGGUGGGGAUGAGUCGGUUGUUUGCAUCUUUGUUGGGCCUCGUCUUUCUUCCUUUGCUACCCUUUGAUAAUUCCAAGCAGAACUUCGAGGGUCCAUAUUUUUAAUAGCCCAAUAUAGGCAUGGCCAUAGUUUACUGAAACAAAGCACAUUUGGUGAGGGUAAAGCAGAAAAUGUUCGAGUGAUCUCUGAUGGAAUCAUUGUUUGUGCAUUGGAACUUAUGAAGAAUCCUUUUUGGCUAGAUCCUUUUUUGGCUAGUACCAUAGGCAGAACAGAGGUUGUUGGAUUUCUGUAAUGAAGAACAAUAGGUGUAGAUCCUCACUAACUAGAGCAAAUUGUCAGAAUGUCUUUAAACAUUCAUGGAUGAUGCCACAUCUCGUGUCAGUUCAUUGAUUGAGGUAUUUUCCAUCCUAGAUUAUUCCAGUAUAGUUACGAUCACUUGGAUAUUGAAAUACAUCUCAUAACUUAUGAGCAGCAAUCGUUGAAGAACUCUACAAUUGUCAGCAACUUUUUCUGUCGAGUUAAGUGAUGAACUUGAAAGAACUGAGGUAAAACAAGUUCAUAAGAGGUAGGCUGUACCUAACUGAUUUUUCUUUAUUUUGAACUGCUGAUCUGUUUUGUGAGUUAAAUUUACUUAUGGCAGAUGCUAUCAGAAAAGUCUUGAAGAAACUGAGCAGUCAUUAUUUGAUCUUGAGGAAAAGCACACACAAGCAUAUGCAACAAUUAAGGAAAAUAAAUUUCUAAUAUCAGAUCUACUUAAAUCUGGUUACUUAUUCUGUAUCGACUAGGUUUCUGUUUGG